Molecule: messenger RNA, 1249 nt
Organism: Melospiza georgiana
Lineage: Eukaryota; Metazoa; Chordata; Aves; Passeriformes; Passerellidae
Gene: CCDC169
Product: coiled-coil domain containing 169
Exons: 9
Coding region: 1-771 (256 amino acids)
Source: RefSeq, a predicted model, not a curated record
AUGUCCCCUGCCAACUCCUUGUGCACCUCCAGCCCUCUCACUCACGGGCUCUUCAGCCCUCCUUAUUCCAAGCUUACCUAUUCAACUCCCUAUGAGCAGUUGGUUUGCUUCUGCAGCUUGCAGUUGAAAUCUGUUGUUUCAAGCUAUGAAAAAGAAGUGAUUGUGAGCACAAGGAGUGCAAAACCAACCGAAGGUGAGCACAAGGAGUGCAAGAGGCAGAUGCUUGAAAGCUCAAUAUUUGAACUGAGAAACACUGUAACAGAACUGGAAAAAAGUCUUAACAGUACUGAAAAUGAAGAUAAUGAAUGGAAAACCAGAUAUGAGACACAAGUAGAAUGGAACAAGCAGCUGGAAAGGCAAAUUAAUAUUCUUCGAGAUAAGGUGGAGCUUAUUCGUGGAAAUCCAGCAGAUAAACUGUCCCUUGUUCGCACCUUUGAUAAAAUGCCUGUGGGUUCCUUAAAGGAGGUUCUUAAACAGCUAGAAGAAGAAAAGAAAAUUCUCCAGAACCAGCUAAAGGACUAUGAACUUAGACUGGAGCAAGAAGCAAAGGCUUACCACAAAGUUAAUGAUGAGCGGCGCUUUUACCUCUCAGAGAUCUUACAGACCUCAGCUAAACCUAAAAUUUUUGAAAGGAAUAAACCCGAUGCUCUGACUGGCAAGGGAGAAAAACAGAUACUGAGGGUGAUGUUUUGUAAUGCUGCCAACCAUUCCAAGAUAAAGUUGGCUCCUCUCAAGUCUCUGUGCAUCAUACAUGACACUGAAGAAAUCUGAAACCAAAACUGGGAAACUGGAUUGCUGACAGUUGUGGUCAGCGUUUGAAUGGAGCUGAACAUCAGAGGAAGACAGGAUCAGACGUGAAGGUUUGAGUCUAGCCAAACUUCUUCCUUCAGUGUUGAAUGUACUUGAUAUUCCAGAUAUACUGACUGUAGUGUGUAAGUGGCUUUAAUUGAUGGACUGGGGAAUUUGAUGUCCUAACUCAGCACUUGACAGUAUGCUGCCUUUACAUGAUUACUCAUGUAAUUCCAUUAAUUUCAGAUGAGUCAUGAUUCUGAGGUAACUAAGGCAUUUUAAGUAUUUACCCCAUAGUGUUUCUGGAAAAUAUAAAUUUAAAAUCUCAAAUGCUGGUUAGCACACAUUUCUUAUUUCCAAAAAAACCCCUUUCAUUUAUUAUUUUAGAGUCUCAAGAUUAAGUAUGGUAUUGAGUCGUGAUAUUUGUUUUUAAUCAGUUUAGCAGCAGUGUACUGUUCUA